This is a messenger RNA of Bipolaris victoriae FI3, 456 nucleotides long. RefSeq lists its product as hypothetical. Gene Ontology annotation, biological process: ribosomal small subunit assembly; translation; maturation of SSU-rRNA from tricistronic rRNA transcript (SSU-rRNA, 5.8S rRNA, LSU-rRNA). The transcript is spliced from 4 exons. Bases 1 to 456 code for a protein of 151 amino acids. Gene Ontology annotation, molecular function: small ribosomal subunit rRNA binding; mRNA 5'-UTR binding; structural constituent of ribosome. Gene Ontology annotation, cellular component: ribosome; cytosolic small ribosomal subunit. The record is from RefSeq and is a predicted model, not a curated record. NCBI's taxonomy places the organism in Eukaryota, Fungi, Ascomycota, Dothideomycetes, Pleosporales, Pleosporaceae.
AUGCCUCCCAAGCAGAAGGUCGCCCGCGCUCCCCAGGAGAACAUCCAGCUCGGACCCCAGGUCCGCGAGGGUGAGCUCGUCUUCGGUGUUGCCCGUAUCUUCGCCUCGUUCAACGACACCUUCGUCCACAUCACCGAUCUGUCUGGCCGCGAAACCAUCUCCCGUGUCACCGGUGGCAUGAAGGUCAAGGCCGACCGUGACGAGAGCUCUCCCUACGCCGCCAUGUUGGCAGCCCAGGAUGUCGCCGCUCGCUGCAAGGAACUCGGAAUCACCGCUCUCCACGUCAAGAUCCGAGCUACUGGUGGUAACGGCACCAAGACCCCCGGCCCCGGUGCCCAGUCCGCUCUCCGCGCUCUUGCCCGUGCUGGCAUGCGCAUUGGACGUAUCGAGGACGUCACCCCUACCCCAUCCGACUCGACCAGGAGAAAGGGUGGUCGCCGUGGUCGUCGUCUCUGA